UUUUACCAGGAAAGAUGGCCGACACGAGGUUGUAUGAUUUACUUGGUGUGAAACCAAACGCCUCAGAUGCCGAAAUCAAGAAGGCAUACCGGAAACUUGCCAAAGAGUUCCAUCCCGAUAAAAACCCUGAGGAAGGCGAGAGGUUUAAAGAAAUAAAUUUUGCGUAUCAAAUCCUUUCUGACAAUGAAAAACGUGAAAUGUACGACAAAUUUGGGGAAAGGGGUUUACGCGAAGGCAUGGGUGGUGGAGGAGGAUUUGAUGAAGUUUUCUCUCAUAUAUUUGGAGGUGGAGGGGGUGGAUUAUUUGGAGGUUUUGGUGGAUUUGGAGGAGGACGACCGCAUCGAAGAAGAAGAGGCGAGGAUCUUGUUCAUCCUCUGAAAGUCACCCUAGAAGACCUAUACAGUGGUAAAGCAAGUAAACUUCAGCUCACAAAGAAUGUUGUCUGUGCUCAGUGCAAAGGUGCUGGUGGUAAGGCUGGAGCUGUACGGAGUUGCAGCAACUGUAAUGGCCGUGGAAUUAAAGUCACUAUAAGACACAUUGGGCCCGGGAUGGUUCAACAAAUGCAGUCUGCUUGUAAUGUGUGUAAAGGAGAAGGGGAAGUUAUUAAUGAAAAGGAUAAAUGUAAGAAAUGUCACGGAAAGAAGACGGUUAAAGAAAAUAAAAUAUUAGAGGUUCAUGUCUCAAAAGGAAUGAGAGAUAAUCAAAAAAUAACUUUUGACGGAGAGGGUGAUCAGGAGCCUGGUAUUGAUGCAGGAGAUGUUAUUAUUAUACUACAACAGAAAGAACACGAGACAUUCAAACGUGUCCGCAACGAUCUUUACUUAGAAAAAGAUAUAACACUCUCUGAGGCGUUGUGCGGUUUUGAUAUGGUCAUAACACAUCUAGACAAGAGAGAAAUUAAGAUACACUGUCCUCCUGGGAAGGUCAUUGAACCAGGCUGCAUCCGAGGUGUUCCUGGCGAAGGAAUGCCUAUAUACGGAAGGUCAACGACAAACGGAAACUUAUACUUAAGAUUUAAUGUUACAUUUCCCGAAAAAAAUUUCCUAGAUGAAGAGAAAUUAAAGGAACUUGAAAAGUUGCUCCCUCCCCGCCCCCCCGGACCUACGGUUGGCGAAGAUGUCGAAGAGGUUGAUCUCGAAGAUAUUGAUCAAGCUGGUGCGUCUAGCGACGGCCGACAACGACAGGUCUACGAAGAUGGUAGCGAUGAUGAAGCGGCCGGUCACGGUCCCAGAGUUCAAUGUGCUCAUCAAUGAGAAGAUGUCAAUACCUACCUGCUCUAAUAAAAUGGCUCCUAAAAUUAAUCUAACCCGUAGUUUUUGCAUGAUGAUAAUUGGCGGAAAUAAUAUUGCGAGUGUCGUGGGUUUUUUAACAGAUGCAAAACAAUUUCAUACUAGCAGAUGUAGUUUGUUCCCAAAUAUUAUAAACUAUUAGUUGUCUAUACUGAUAUCUCUCGUUCUUAUUUCCACUGUUAUUUUCCACAAGUAUUGUGGGCACUACAUUAUGCACUCUACAGACGGUUUCAACGCCAGUUAGCUAAAAAGUAAAAAAUAUUCUCGUUUUUGUUUGGAAAUAUCGCGGGGAAUAUGCAUACCACGUUGCACAUACCUGAGUUCAUGAUAAUGAUGAACCCGUGCAAUGAAUGAAUAAAAACCGCACUGACUGCUCGUCUUAGGAAUUGUGAAAUAAUUCCAAAUACUUAGUUGCUUUAUUAAUAUGUAGAAUAAGUUAUUUUAAAAUUUAUAUUAAUAAAAUAUUCCUCAAUCA
Messenger RNA from Dendronephthya gigantea, 1764 nucleotides. Its product is annotated as dnaJ homolog subfamily A member 2-like. Gene Ontology annotation, molecular function: Hsp70 protein binding; ATP binding. Gene Ontology annotation, biological process: protein refolding; response to heat. The record is from RefSeq and is a predicted model, not a curated record. Gene Ontology annotation, cellular component: cytoplasm; cytosol. The coding region runs from base 15 to 1253 and encodes 412 amino acids. Lineage: Eukaryota; Metazoa; Cnidaria; Anthozoa; Malacalcyonacea; Nephtheidae. The transcript has 12 exons.